This is a messenger RNA of Anoplophora glabripennis (Asian longhorned beetle), 2618 nucleotides long. RefSeq names its product protein transport protein Sec23A (gene Sec23). The coding region runs from base 127 to 2484 and encodes 785 amino acids. Gene Ontology annotation, cellular component: COPII vesicle coat; endoplasmic reticulum exit site. NCBI's taxonomy places the organism in Eukaryota, Metazoa, Arthropoda, Insecta, Coleoptera, Cerambycidae. Gene Ontology annotation, biological process: intracellular protein transport; endoplasmic reticulum to Golgi vesicle-mediated transport; COPII-coated vesicle cargo loading. The record is from RefSeq and is a predicted model, not a curated record. The transcript has 12 exons. Gene Ontology annotation, molecular function: zinc ion binding; GTPase activator activity.
AAUUGUUCUUGUUCUUGACAUCUUGACGUAUGUGACGUGGAGUUGGGGAUGUGGAACGUUAAAAUUCAUUUUUAUAAAAUUAAUAAAUUAAAUACAUAUUAGUUCUACUGCAAAUAAAAAGAUAUAAUGGCCACAUAUGAAGAAUAUAUUCAACAGAAUGAAGACAGGGAUGGUAUUAGAUUUACAUGGAAUGUAUGGCCAUCAAGUCGAAUUGAAGCAACUCGUUUAGUUGUUCCUCUAGGUUGUCUUUAUCAACCGAUAAAAGAAAGACCAGACUUGCCUCCCAUUCAAUAUGACCCUGUGUUAUGUACCAGAAAUAAUUGUAGAGCAAUAUUAAACCCUUUAUGCCAGGUUGACUAUCGAGCCAAGCUAUGGGUGUGCAAUUUCUGUUUUCAACGAAACCCUUUCCCACCACAAUAUGCUGCAAUUUCUGAACAACAUCAACCAGCUGAACUAAUGCCCAUGUUUUCGACAAUAGAAUACACUAUUAUGAGAGCACAAUGUUUGCCCCCUAUUUACUUAUAUGUUGUGGACACCUGUAUGGAUGAAGAAGAGUUGGGGGCAUUAAAAGAUUCAUUACAAAUGUCUCUUAGUUUGUUACCACCGAAUGCCCUUAUUGGACUGAUUACUUUUGGAAAAAUGGUGCAGGUGCAUGAACUAGGUACUGAAGGUUGUAGUAAGUCAUAUGUAUUUCGUGGUACAAAAGACCUUACUGCUAAGCAAAUCCAAGAAAUGCUAGGAAUUGGUAAGGUCCCUGUGAAUCCCCAACAAAUUGCACAACAACCAGGACAGCCUUUAAGGCCUGGGCAACCACACCAACAAACUCCAGCUCCACCUGCUAGCCGGUUUCUCCAACCCGUCUCGAACUGUGACAUGAGCCUUACAGAUCUAAUAGGGGAACUUCAGAGGGACCCUUGGCCUGUGCCCCAAGGAAAACGUCCUCUAAGAUCAACGGGUGCAGCUUUGUCUAUAGCUAUUGGACUUUUGGAAUGCACUUACCCAAAUACUGGUGCUCGUGUCAUGUUGUUUGUUGGUGGUCCCUGCUCGCAAGGGCCAGGUCAAGUACUUAAUGAUGACCUGAAGCAACCUAUUAGAUCUCACCACGACAUUCAAAAGGACAAUGCGAAAUACAUGAAGAAAGGUAUAAAGCACUAUGAUCAUUUAGCUAUGAGAGCUGCCACCAACGGACACUGUGUGGAUAUAUACUCUUGUGCACUUGAUCAAACGGGGCUAAUGGAAAUGAAACAGUGCUGCAAUUCUACAGGUGGCCACAUGGUAAUGGGUGACUCCUUUAAUUCGUCCCUCUUUAAACAGACGUUCCAGAGGGUAUUUUCAAAAGACCAGAAAAAUGAUCUAAAAAUGGCCUUUAAUGGUACUCUAGAAGUGAAAUGUUCUAGAGAACUAAAGGUUCAGGGAGGUAUUGGUUCUUGUGUAUCACUAAAUGUUAAGAGUCCCCUGGUGUCAGAUACAGAAAUUGGAAUGGGAAAUACAGUACAAUGGAAAAUGUGUACUUUGUCACCCAGUUCGACAAUAGCCUUGUUCUUUGAAGUUGUUAAUCAACAUUCUGCUCCAAUACCUCAAGGAGGAAGAGGUUGCAUACAGUUUAUUACACAAUAUCAGCAUGCAAGUGGGCAACGAAGAAUAAGGGUGACGACAGUGGCAAGAAAUUGGGCGGAUGCCACUGCCAAUAUUCAUCACAUUAGCGCUGGUUUUGAUCAAGAAGCUGCGGCUGUAAUAAUGGCGAGGAUGGCAGUAUAUCGUGCUGAGUCAGAUGACAGUCCAGAUGUUCUUCGCUGGGUCGAUAGAAUGUUAAUUCGCUUGUGCCAGAAGUUUGGGGAGUACAACAAGGAUGAUCCCAACUCCUUCAGAUUAAGUGAGAAUUUCAGUUUAUACCCUCAAUUUAUGUAUCACUUAAGAAGAUCGCAAUUCUUACAAGUUUUCAAUAACUCCCCAGAUGAAACAUCGUUUUAUAGGCAUAUGUUGAUGAGGGAAGAUCUAACACAGUCUCUUAUUAUGAUUCAACCAAUCUUGUACAGUUAUAGUUUUAAUGGUCCGCCUGAACCCGUACUUUUAGAUACGAGUUCUAUACAACCUGAUAGAAUCUUGUUAAUGGACACGUUUUUCCAAAUCUUGAUCUUCCAUGGGGAGACAAUAGCGCAAUGGCGUAACUUGAAAUAUCAGGACAUGCCAGAAUAUGAAAACUUCAGGCAGCUAUUACAAGCCCCUGUAGAUGAUGCUCAAGAAAUUCUGCAGACCAGGUUUCCUAUGCCUCGAUAUAUCGAUACAGAACAAGGAGGAUCACAAGCUAGAUUUUUGCUUUCAAAAGUGAAUCCAAGUCAGACCCACAAUAAUAUGUACUCUUAUGGAGGGGCCAUCAUGGGCGGCACGAAUGUGGAUGGUGGUGCUCCUGUGCUUACUGAUGAUGUAUCGCUUCAAGUAUUUAUGGAUCAUUUGAAGAAAUUAGCCGUAUCUUCCACUGCAUAAGUAAAAUAGUUAUAUUUUAAAUUGUUUUAUAUUUUAUCAUAAGAUACAAUAACAUAAUAAUAAAAUAUGUAAUUAUGUAGCUUUUAGAUGUUAUUUAUGAACUAUAGUUUUACAAAUAAAAAAGGUUUUGCUUA